Erinaceus europaeus (western European hedgehog) is the source of this 3724-nucleotide messenger RNA. RefSeq names its product solute carrier family 12 member 3 (gene SLC12A3). Gene Ontology annotation, cellular component: membrane. Gene Ontology annotation, molecular function: sodium:potassium:chloride symporter activity. NCBI's taxonomy places the organism in Eukaryota, Metazoa, Chordata, Mammalia, Eulipotyphla, Erinaceidae. The coding region runs from base 37 to 3138 and encodes 1033 amino acids. The record is from RefSeq and is a predicted model, not a curated record. The transcript is spliced from 26 exons. Gene Ontology annotation, biological process: cell volume homeostasis; potassium ion import across plasma membrane; potassium ion homeostasis.
CGACCCUGGUCCCCACCACUGACAACCAGACCCACAAUGGCGGAGCUGCAGGUGGCAGAGGGGCCGGGGGACCCUACUCUUUGCAGCGGGCGCUUCACCAUCAGCACGUUGCUGGGGGGCGAGGAGCACCCGCCGCCGGCCACCUAUGACAACAGCCAGCCCAGCCACCUAACACACGGCAGCAGCACCCUCUACAUGCGAACCUUUGGCUACAACACCAUCGACGUGGUGCCCGCCUAUGAACACUACGCCAAUAGCGCCCUGCCUGGGGAGCUGCACAAGGUCCGGCCCACGCUGGCUGACCUGCACUCCUUCCUCAAGCAGGAAGGCAGUCACUUGCACGCCCUGGCCUUUGACAGGCGGCCCAGCCAUGACAUGACGGAUGGGCUGGUGGAGGAGGAUGAGGCGGGUGCCAGCAGCAAGAAGAACACUGGAGAAGAGCCUGUGCGCUUUGGCUGGGUCAAGGGCGUGAUGAUCCGUUGCAUGCUCAAUAUAUGGGGUGUGAUCCUCUACCUGCGGCUCCCCUGGAUUACAGCCCAGGCAGGCAUUGUCCUGACCUGGAUCAUUAUUCUGCUCUCGGUUAUGGUGACGUCCAUCACAGGCCUCUCCAUCUCAGCCAUCUCCACCAACGGCAAGGUCAAGUCAGGUGGCACCUACUUCCUCAUUUCCCGGAGUCUGGGCCCUGAGCUGGGAGGCUCCAUUGGCCUCAUUUUUGCCUUCGCCAAUGCUGUGGGUGUGGCCAUGCACACUGUGGGCUUUGCGGAGACAGUACGAGACCUGCUACAGGAGUACGGCACACCCAUCGUGGACCCCACCAACGACAUCCGCAUCAUUGGCGUGGUCACCGUUACUGUGCUGCUGGCCAUCUCCCUAGCUGGCAUGGAGUGGGAGUCCAAGGCCCAGGUGCUUUUCUUCCUCGUCAUCAUGGUCUCUUUCGCCAACUACUUGGUGGGGACGCUGAUCCCCCCAUCAGAGGAUAAGGCCUCCAAAGGCUUCUUCAGCUACCGGGCUGACAUUUUUGUCCAGAACUUGGUACCUGAUUGGCGGGGUGCAGAUGGCAGCUUCUUUGGGAUGUUCUCCAUAUUCUUCCCCUCAGCCACAGGCAUUCUGGCAGGGGCCAACAUCUCUGGAGACCUGAAGGACCCUGCCAUAGCCAUCCCCAAGGGAACACUCAUGGCCAUUUUUUGGACCACCAUCUCCUACCUGGCCAUCUCAGCCACCAUCGGUUCCUGCGUGGUUCGAGAUGCCUCUGGGAUCCUGAAUGACACGGUGACGCCAGGCUCUGGUGCCUGUGAAGGGCUGGCCUGUGGCUAUGGCUGGAACUUCACUGAGUGCUCCCAGGAGCACAGCUGUCGCUUUGGCCUCAUUAACUACUACCAGACUAUGAGCAUGGUGUCAGGCUUUGCACCCCUCAUCACUGCCGGCAUCUUUGGGGCCACCCUCUCCUCUGCCCUGGCUUGCCUUGUCUCUGCCGCCAAAGUCUUCCAGUGCCUGUGUGAGGACAAGCUGUACCCCCUGAUUGGCUUCUUCGGCAAAGGCUAUGGCAAGAACAAGGAGCCGGUGCGUGGCUAUCUGCUGGCCUAUGCCAUCGCAGUGGCCUUCAUCAUCAUUGCUGAGCUUAACACCAUAGCUCCCAUCAUCUCCAACUUCUUCCUGUGUUCCUACGCCCUCAUCAACUUCAGCUGCUUCCAUGCCUCCAUCACCAACUCACCAGGCUGGAGACCCUCAUUCCGAUACUACAGCAAGUGGGUGGCGCUGUUUGGGGCAGUCAUCUCUGUGGUCAUCAUGUUCCUGCUUACCUGGUGGGCGGCCCUCAUCGCCAUCGGCGUGGUCCUCUUCCUCCUGCUCUAUGUGAUCUACAAGAAGCCAGAGGUGAACUGGGGUUCCUCAGUGCAAGCUGGCUCCUACAACCUGGCCCUGAGCUACUCCGUGGGUCUCAAUGAGGUGGAGGACCACAUUAAGAACUACCGCCCCCAGUGCCUGGUGCUCACAGGGCCCCCUAACUUUCGCCCAGCCCUGGUGGACUUUGUGGGCACCUUCACCAGGAACCUCAGCCUGAUGAUCUGUGGCCACGUGCUGAUCGGACCCCGCAAGCAGAGGAUGCCUGAGCUCCGGCUCAUUGCCAACGGGCACACCAAAUGGCUCAACAAGAGGAAGAUCAAGGCCUUCUACUCAGACGUCAUCGCCGAGGACCUCCGCAGCGGGGUCCAGAUUCUCAUGCAGGCUGCAGGUCUCGGGAGAAUGAGGCCCAACAUUCUGAUGGUCGGAUUCAAGAAGAACUGGCAAUCAGCUCACCCUGCCACAGUGGAAGACUACAUUGGUAUUCUGCAUGAUGCCUUCGAUUUCAACUAUGGUGUGUGUGUCAUGAGGAUGCGUGAGGGGCUCAACAUCUCAGACGUGAUGCAGGCACACAUUAACCCUGUGUUUGACCCAGCGGAAGAUGGCAAGGAAGCCGGUGCCAGCAAGGCCAGGCCAUCUGUCUCCGGCACACUGGACCCCCAGGCCCUGGUGCGAGAGGAGCAGGCCAGCACCAUCUUCCAGUCGGAGCAGGGCAAGAAGACCAUUGACAUCUACUGGCUGUUUGACGAUGGAGGCCUCACCCUCCUCAUCCCCUAUCUCCUUGGCCGCAAGAAGAGAUGGAGCAAGUGUAAGAUCCGCGUGUUCGUGGGGGGCCAGAUCAACAGGAUGGACCAGGAGAGAAAGGCGAUCAUAUCUUUGCUGAGUAAAUUCCGACUGGGAUUCCAUGAAGUUCACAUCCUUCCUGACAUCAACCAGAAGCCACGAGCUGAGCACACCAAGCGGUUUGAGGACAUGAUCGCUCCCUUCCGCCUGAAUGACGGCUUCAAGGAUGAGACCACUGUUGCAGAGAUGAGGCGGGACUGCCCCUGGAAGAUCUCAGAUGAGGAGAUCAACAAGAACAGGGUCAAGUCUCUUCGGCAGGUGCGGCUGAAUGAGAUUCUGCUGGAUUACUCCCGAGACGCUGCUCUGGUCGUCAUCACCUUGCCCAUAGGGAGGAAGGGGAAGUGCCCGAGCUCACUCUACAUGGCCUGGCUGGAGACGCUGUCCCAGGACCUCAGGCCUCCAGUCGUCCUGAUCCGAGGAAACCAGGAGAACGUGCUCACCUUUUACUGCCAGUAGCUCCUGGUGUGGCCACGCCUACACAAAGCUGAGCGUUUGUGGGAUGACCGGCUGCCUCUCCAUGAAGCUGAGAUACAUGUUCUGUUGCACUUUAUUUGGUAGCAUCUGAUGGCCCAACGAAGAAGCUGGAAGAUUUCCAAGUUUGGGCAGGACCCCAAUCCCUUGAACAUGUCCUCUGGGUUCUGUUUUUAUGGGUGGGAGAAGCAGCAGGUGAUGAUGUAUGGAGGGAAAAAAAAUUGCCUUGGCAGAUACACAGCUCUUUUAAGUUUUUCUUUUGACGUUGAUUACAGUGAAUGAAGAUUUAUGUCUUUGCUCUAUAUACAAAAUUGGGUCAAAUUCUGAGUGUGAAACUUAGCAGCUUCUCUGUACCUUCGCUGGGAGUCCUCCCUAAUCCUGCCUCUGUCCUCCAGCAGUCAGGAGAAAGAGCACCAGAGAGGGUACCCUCCCUUGUGGGAGGAAUGCUGGGUUCUCUGAGCCUCCCCCAACCACCACAUUUUCUUAGCCACCUCUCUCUCCUUUUAGUGUCCAUAAUGUGCUUCAUUGUUAUUGUUGGUUCUUUGAUACAGAGUUUGGGUAUUCGACUUUU